Messenger RNA from Physcomitrium patens, 752 nucleotides. RefSeq lists its product as uncharacterized. NCBI's taxonomy places the organism in Eukaryota, Viridiplantae, Streptophyta, Bryopsida, Funariales, Funariaceae. The record is from RefSeq and is a predicted model, not a curated record.
UAUAUAUAUCCUACCUUAGGUAUCCCUCCCACUUUUCACUCCACUUAUCGCUUUCUUCUUCUUCUUCUUGUUCCUGCUUUUCCUUGACUUUCUUUGCUUCUUCUCCUCCUUCCUUAGAUUUUCAUUCUUCCUCUCGUAUCCCUAGGGUAAGGGAAAAUGGGUGGUGCUCAACUAGCUUAUGUUAUCGUCUACGUCCAGGAUGUGAACAAGGCUGCUGACUUCUACAGCAAGGCCUUUGGUCUUCAAAUUCGACCCCAGAACAAGACUAACUCAUGGGUUGAAAUGGAAACUGGAACCACGACAUUAGCAUUCACUCCUGCGAAGCAACGCGAGGCUCAACUGAUCGGAGGUGUGUCUUCUUCGGAUGAAGGUCAUCACAAUGUGGAGAUUUGCCUAGAUUUCCCGGACGUGGAAAGAGCAUACAAGCAUGCGAUAGAUCAAGGAGCAUCACCUGUGGCUGGGCCCGAGGACAAGGUCUGGCAGCAGAAAGUAUGCUACGUGAAGGAUAUUAAUGGGAACGUCGUCCGUUUAGGUUCCUUUGUUGCCAAGUAGAGUUCAGAUUACGACAAGCGUUGAGCAAUCCUUAAACAAGAGAACUCCAUCAGCAGAGCAACUUCCUUCGUGUGAACUUGAGCAUAUUAAUGUACAGAAGAUGGAACUUCUGGUGAACCUACCGGGGUACCUUGUUAUGUCUGUACAAAUCAGUUUGGACAUAAACAGUUUGAACGUGAAGAGUUUCCUUCUGAUUUAUA